Molecule: messenger RNA, 1493 nt
Organism: Hypoxylon trugodes
Lineage: Eukaryota; Fungi; Ascomycota; Sordariomycetes; Xylariales; Hypoxylaceae
Product: BCS1 N terminal-domain-containing protein
Exons: 1
Coding region: 53-1408 (451 amino acids)
Biological process (GO): mitochondrial respiratory chain complex III assembly; protein insertion into mitochondrial inner membrane from matrix
Cellular component (GO): mitochondrial inner membrane
Molecular function (GO): ATP binding; ATP hydrolysis activity
Source: RefSeq, a predicted model, not a curated record
AUUUAAAAAAUAAAAAGGUUGUCGAUCCCACUUCAGACUUCUCAACAUCGUCAUGCCGGAACCCGCCACCACGCAGCCGCUUCUAAACUUCAAUGCGCUGCUGGAAAACCCCGUCUUCGCCGGAGGCUUCGGCCUUGCCUCCCUCGGCGCUGUCCUGGCAUUUGCGCGCCGAGGGGUACUCACUACGGCGUCCAUGAUCCGACGUCGCAUGCUCGUGAAUGUCGAAAUUAGCAGACAAGACCCGUCCUACCCUUGGAUCCUUGCUUGGCUAUCACAACCCCGCGAACAAACAUCCCUAAUUGCAAGAAGAUUAACCCGCAUCAAUAAACUAUCCGUUACGACGGCCACGAGCUCUACUCCGAACGGCCCUACGAGGGCGAGCUUUUUUCUUCAGCCUGGAUAUGGCCGCCAUAUCGUGAAAUACAAGCAUGCGUAUAUAUCUGUAAAUAGGGAGAAGCAGGCAACUGCUAAGACCAACACCGGCGAACCCCACGAAACGGUAGAACUUACGACUCUAUAUGCGCACCGUCACAUUUUCGAAGAUGUCUUCGCCGAAGCACGAGCUCUUGCACUCCAAGCGAACGAAGGAAAGACCGUGGUAUACUCUGUAAGAAACUUUGAUUGGGUUCCGCUGGGCGAGCCUCGAAGGAAGCGACCGUUGGGUAGCGUUAUUUUGGAUAAAGGAGUUAAAGAAGAUAUUGUUAAUGAUGCCAAAGAUUUCCUCGCGCGACGACAGUGGUAUGUCAACCGCGGAAUCCCAUACCGUAGAGGUUAUCUUCUAUACGGACCACCAGGUAGCGGGAAGAGUUCUUUCAUCCAGGCUCUAGCUGGUGAGCUAGACUUCAGUGUGGCUAUGGUUAACCUCAGCGAAAUCGGAGUAACGGAUGACAAGCUUGCUUUCCUCCUCACAAAGCUACCCGAGCGAACUAUUCUUCUCUUGGAAGACGCCGACUCUGCAUUCGUCAACCGUAGAAAACGAGAUUCAGAUGGAUAUAGCGGCGGCACAGUCACAUUUUCGGGUUUAUUGAAUGCUCUUGAUGGCUUAUCUGCUGGAGAGGAGCGGAUCGCAUUCCUCACAACGAAUCAUGUCGAAUUGUUAGACCCGGCGCUGAUAAGACCAGGCCGAGUCGACAUGACGGUUCGCAUAGGGGAAGCUACCAAAUAUCAGGCCGCCCAGAUGUGGGACAGGUUCUACGGCGACAUUGAUACCGAAGGCAUCCAUCGAGACAGAUUUCUUCAGCGGCUCGAGGAACUCGAUCUUUUCCGAGAGGCAAAAGAUGGAGAGUCGUUACCACGCACGAGUACUGCUGCUAUCCAAGGUCUCUUCUUAUUUAACAAAAAUGAUAUGGAGGGUGCCAUCAGCAUGGCUCAACACCUCAUUCCGGCGAAGCUGGAAGCAGAAAAGUAAUCUGUUUACGUCUAAACAGCUUGUAGCAUAUAUGUAUAAUAAAAGAGAUACCCUGUCAAUAACAAUUUCAACGAUUAUCAUUAAA